Molecule: messenger RNA, 1479 nt
Organism: Symbiodinium sp. CCMP2592
Lineage: Eukaryota; Dinophyceae; Suessiales; Symbiodiniaceae
Source: the annotation of a GenBank genome assembly
AUGUCAUCACCAGUAGCUGGGUGCAGCGGCCUUGACAGGAUGUUGCCGGACCUUGCGGUGAAUCCUUCGUUGUUGGGGAGGGUGCGGCUGGAGAAGUCUGUGCAUGAACCACGAGCUGAUACAGCAGAUGCUUUCGUGGACAAAGACAUGGAGACCCUCGCAGACAUGCUUGGAGACUCCGAAUUGGUGGACCGCUUCCGUUCCUGGUCGAUGUCUUGGAAAAUGGUUCGGGCGUUGAGGCUGUUGGCUGAGCAAGCUGGGAGAUGCAUUGAUUAUGCAGCUUUGGGUCAUGGCUUUCCGCCUCAACAUCCAGUGGAUCGCCUGACAUACAGAGAGGGCAAGCACUCUUCCUUCGAGAAGUCUCAGCAGCGCUCCAAUGAUUCCGCAGAAGCAGUGCGGAAGCUUUGCAAGACUCGCCCAAGCGAGGAUGCGAUUUGCUCCCAAUUCGUGCGCGAGAUUGGCUGUCGAACGGAGAGUGUUGGACAUGUAUCGAUUGACGGUGUCCUAUUGGCGCUUGAGAACGAGCUGCUGCUCCCCCUUCGCUCUUUGAACGAAGGGCGGCAAUGGAUGUACCAGACACUGUCCAAGGCACCACUUCCGACGGCAGAGAUCGAUCGGGUGGUGCAGGAGAUCACGCAAAGUGUGCUCGAAAACAAGUACAAGUUCUGGCGCUACAACAACCCGGUGGGUCGACGCCAGCUGGAAGGUCUUUCUCAGAACCAGCUGGACAUCUGGCAGGAAGCGUCCUGCGGCUGGGUGAAGCUAGAGUCCGGCACCAUCAAAAUCCACGAGGAUGAAGACAACGAGCUGGGCUUGUUCUGGGCCACCAAAAUCGGGGGCCCAUCGCAUGGUUUUGAUGUGGAGGCUCAGUGCCACUUGCCCCUGCUUGCCAACGCGAGAUCCAAAGUGAUUCUUGUCAGCGAUCCAAGCUACCCGCAUCAUCCCGUGGGUCGUGCCCAUUUCAAAAUGCUUUGGACUGCGAAGAACCAGCCACUGCUUUGGCUGGAGAAGGUCAACAAAGACUUUCGUGCUGAUGUUGACACAGGCCUUUGGUCGGCUGCGGUGCUAAUGCAUGCAGCGAAGAAGGCCAAGGCCAUGGGAGUCGCGCAGCUUGGCUAUCUGGAUCCGGACUUCAAUCUUCGACAUCCUGCCGAGUCAAGGCUGUUUUGCGAUCCGUCUGUGAGCACCGCCCUGGCCAGUGCUGCCAAGCUUGAUUUUGCAUGGCUUCGUCGCGAGGAAGUGCCACUUGGCAAAGUGACCAGUUUUCGCGAGUGGUUUCUGCGGGAGAUGGCAACACGGCAAGGGGGCGCUUGGUCGCUUGGGCUCAGGACCGGCGCUGUGCUUCGGGUGGUGUAUGUGCCACCAGGCAACUUGGAUGGCAACCCACUACCCAAGUCCGUCUCAGCCUCUUCACAUCUCUUCACUCUUCACGUUGCAGGUGCGGAGAUGCCAGAUGCAGAGCCGGAAGCACGUCUCUGA